AUGUCCUCUACAAGACAUAAAGAAGAAUUAAAGAAAUUAUUGCAACGUCCAGAAAAUAGUAUUUGUGCGGAUUGUAAAGGCAAAAAAUCACUAGAAUGGGCUUCCUUCAAUCUUGGCGUAUUUAUUUGCACUGAUUGCGUUACUGUUCAUCGAAGUCUUGGUGUCCAUAUCUCCAAAGUUAAAUCAGUUUUCCUGGAUGAUUGGACUGAUACUGCUAUACAAAUUAUGGCUGAUAACGAUAAUAAAUCAGCUAAUAAAAUGUGGGAGAAACGUGUUCCUAUAUUUUUUCCUAGGAUCUCCGCUAGGAACGUUGAGAUGCUAAGAGAACAUUGGAUUAAAGCUAAAUAUGAAAAUCGUCUCUUUACUGGUGAAAAAAGUACUAUUCCAUUAUCAACUGCGAAAAGAGGUUUCCUAUGGAAAAAGGGAAAAAUUAAGAAUGAAUGGAACCGGCGCCUUUUCGUAUUAUCCGAUGAUGCUACAACUUUAUCCUAUUUCAUUAAUGAAAAAGACAUUGAACCUAAAAGUGAAAUGAGUGUUGAAUGUAUUAAUGCAACCUUGGUUGGCAAACAAAAACUUGGUAAACCAUAUGGUCUUCAGCUUUUAUAUAAAGAGAGUGACGGAAAAACAAGAAAUUUUUACAUGUAUUCCGAGUCGGGCAAGGAAGUAAUUGAUUGGUUAUGCGCUAUACGAACAGCCAAGGCUGCUGUUCUUGGCUGUCUUUAUAAAUCGAUUCCAGAGCAAGAGGAAGAAAGAAUAUCACGUAUGUUAUCCAUUGAAUUUCUACAUGAAGGCUACUUAGAAAAGACGGGUCCAAAGGAAAAUGGAGCGUUCCGCAGACGCUGGUUCUCGUUGUAUGACAGAAAAUUAAUGUAUUUUAAAGGCCCGUUGGAGCCUUAUCCACUAGGUGAGAUCGAUAUUGGACUACAGGAUAGAGGUUAUAAAGUCCAAGAAGAUGACAUUGCAUCUCAUCAGCGUGGUGAUGGAUUUUGCUUUGUAUUCAAAACACCUGGUCGUAAUUAUUAUUUAAGAGCUGAUUCAGCUAGCGAAAAGCGAAAAUGGAUGAGGGCGCUAAAUGAAGCAUUGGAUAGUGUUCAUUUCUAUCUUAAUGGUAAAUAG
Messenger RNA from Trichoplax adhaerens, 1116 nucleotides. RefSeq lists its product as uncharacterized. Gene Ontology annotation, biological process: positive regulation of GTPase activity. Gene Ontology annotation, molecular function: phosphatidylinositol bisphosphate binding; GTPase activator activity. The transcript is spliced from 10 exons. NCBI's taxonomy places the organism in Eukaryota, Metazoa, Placozoa, Uniplacotomia, Trichoplacea, Trichoplacidae. The coding region runs from base 1 to 1116 and encodes 371 amino acids. The record is from RefSeq and is a predicted model, not a curated record.